Cinara cedri is the source of this 423-nucleotide messenger RNA. The record is from the annotation of a GenBank genome assembly. Lineage: Eukaryota; Metazoa; Arthropoda; Insecta; Hemiptera; Aphididae.
AUGUAUGGCCAAAAUGACCCCACUUCUCGUCUGAAAUCAAGAAAGUCUUUCCUAAAGAUAACUGAAGAGCUAACGGAAACACCUUUAUUAAGCAGGUUAAAUGAGUGGAAAAAACUGAUCACGGACACCAACGGUAAAAGAUGGUUGGAACCAGCAGAAAGAUUACCUCCUGGUAACAACCUAGACUGGCCGGUAUGGAAGACACUGAACAGACUGCGUGUUGGUGUAGGACGGACAAAAGAAAAUAUGAGAAAAUGGGGAUAUGGAGAGCAAGACAUAACUUGCAUAUGUGGACAAGAGCAGACAACGUCACACCUACUUGUCUGCCCAAGAGGGCCAAGCCCAUGUACACAAGAGGACCUUAUGAUAAGCAACAAGAGGGCGGUAAAUACAGCCAUAUACUGGACAAAAGAAAAGAUAUAA